Messenger RNA from Argiope bruennichi, 6612 nucleotides. Its product is annotated as alpha-glucosidase-like. Lineage: Eukaryota; Metazoa; Arthropoda; Arachnida; Araneae; Araneidae. The record is from RefSeq and is a predicted model, not a curated record. The transcript is spliced from 9 exons. Gene Ontology annotation, biological process: carbohydrate metabolic process. Bases 684 to 2576 code for a protein of 630 amino acids.
GUAAAUUGAACUGAAAGGUGAAACAGAAACCAAAGAUGCAAAAUAAAGUUUCUACAUACUGGAGCUCCUUCACUUCUUUUUUGAUGUCUGCAUCUAGAUGCAUAUUAUAUCUAUGACUAAAUAAUGCAUCGAAAAGCCGGAUUCCUCCUCAGUGAAAGGUAAGCAUUUAUGAUUCAUCUAUACGACCUAUUGUGUCUGAGCAAACCUACAGGAAGUCACCUCCACUUCCGGAAUCUUAUCGAAGAAAGGGGAAUAAAGGGUAUACCUCCUGUCCGAGGAUGCACUCGUGGCGCCCUCUGGCACUCGAUUGCAUCCCGGAGUUGGAAGAAAUCACCUCCACUUUGAUCCCCAUCCUCCGUUCAGUGCGGAAAGAUUCUUCUGUGGCGUUCACCCUUUCAGCGGGGGUGUCUACUUUUCGGAUUUUUGUGAUUGGUCAGUUUUCUUCGGACUUCUCGUAGUGGCAUACCUUUGGAAAAUAGUUGGUGAUACUGCAGGGAUUCUUCAGACCGAUUUAUUGCUUACUCAAUUAUGGUGUGCAUUUAAUCGCCCAAACGGAGGAACUGGCUUCUUUGACUAGUUUCAAGACAAGCAAAAUGAACGUGUCGAUACAUUCGUGCUCCGCUGUAAUUUUUGAUGAUCAUUGAACUUGGCUGAAUUUCGACAGCUGGAAUCAAUUUUUCAGAAUGUCAACGCUUCCCGCUCUCGACGAUCUUCAGAGCAAGGCCCGGCUAUCCGGCAACCUUACGUUGGAUUUAAGGCCGCAGCGGCAAACGAGUACACCUCACGUAGUGACUCCAUCUACGACGACACAAGAGCAGGAGUCGCGGUGCUCACAUGGACUGUUCAAGAAUUGCACAACAGUAUUCCAAUGCAGCAGAUUCAAGUCCGAUAUCCCCUCUUACCGCCCUUUGCACAAACAGAUGUCCACCUCAUCCUUACCUUGGCGGCAAUGGUCCGAGCGAAGCCGGUUCUGUGUCCUAUUCGCCUCCGUCGUUCUAUCCACCGUCGCCUUCUGGGCAGGUGUUCUCCUUUGGAAUACCAGGUCACCACCAGACAUCAGCGCUCACCACUUAGGGAACCAUCAGUGGUACAGGGACGCAGUCUUUUACGAAAUCUUCCCUGCUUCAUUUCUAGAUACAGAUUCCGAUGGCUACGGAGACUUCCAGGGCAUCAUCCGCAAACUUGAUUAUAUCCGGGACCUUGGUACGACAGCUAUUCGACUUAACUCUAUAUUCAGUGCUUUGGAUUAUCCGCUGGAAUAUGAGCACAUCAUAGAUCUGCGCAGCGCUGAUCCGCACCUAGGCAGAUUGGCCGACUUCGCGCAGUUAGUGCGUGCUGUUCACAAGAAAGGUCUGAAAAUAGUGCUUGACCUCAAUCCCACAGUCACAAGCGACCAACAUACCUGGGCACUCCACUGGCAAAGAGGCAUACCGGGAUAUGAGCACUUCUACGCUUCUGCCAACAGAUCAAAGGCACCCCCAGAAAUGGAAAAUUCUGAAGGACCUCCCUCAGAAGAAUGGGAACUGACUCAGCGCACAUUCGGUGGACACUACGUGCUCAAUUGGUCCAAUCCUUCUGUCCAGAAAGAAUACGAGAAGGCCCUUGCCCACUGGACAGCAGUGGGAGUGGAUGGAAUCUACAUGAAGCAUCUUGAAAAUAUGCAUGUGCACAACCAUCGCCACAUUCCAAUAAUCCUCAGACAGUGGAGGGAAUUACUCGACAGUUUAACUUUCGGUAAACAACCCCGAACAAUUCUUAUCGUCUCCUCAAAAUUCGCUGAUUAUCUGGUCAAUGAAAUGGGAAUGGACAAAUCGGUCCUGGCCGAUGUGGACUUGCUGGACCAUCCUUUGUUGGUCGGCAGUGGAGAAGAGAUGGGGAAGCAAGUCCAAGGACUAAGGAGUGCUUGGCCUGAGGGCUGGCCCGUUCCCAUGUGGCACCUGGGGAGUUCGGAUACCUUUCGCAUAGCCUCGAGGAUCGAACCUAGGUACCACAUGGCAGCAAUGUACCUGCUGAUGAGCCUGCCUGGAGCGAACUCUGUAUUCUACGGAGACGAAAUAGGCCUCAAAGACAGCUAUGAUGUUUUCAGCGGCAGGGUAUACCGUGGCGGACAACUGACCCCCAUGCAGUGGACAGCGGACAACUCAUCAGGAGGCUUCACUGACAACCUCACCAAUCCCUGGUUGCCCAUCAAUCCCGAACAUUAUACUACCAACGUCCAGAACCAGCAAAGUCGUCUCCGAGAAUUCGUUCGCAUUCUCUCCUUCCGCAAGAACACCCUCAAGAACUACCGAGCUCGCGGUCAGCACGUGGAUGUUCUUGAUCCCAACAUCAUAGUUCUGGAGCGUACUCACCACAAACACAAGUCAAAGAGGAUCAUUUUGGCAGCCAACUUUGGCAACGUAUCAGAAGAAAAAGAAUUCCCUGAAGCAUAUGGCAACGUCAAGGUAAUCAUGACGACAGCGGGACCAACUCGAACCAGAGUGAGGAGUAGAGGCUUCACUCUCAGCCCUGGUGCUGCUUUCGUGGCAGAAGUCACUUUGUUGUAUUAUCCAUCACCGGCCAUUCUCAAUGAUUGACCACUUACUUGAGAAAUCUGCAGCAGUUGGAUUUGAGUAAAGAAGACACUUUAUUGUGAACCCGUUUCCAUUUAAUCUUGAUACAAUCGUGCGCAGUUUUUAAUCAUAAAUUGCUAAAAAUAGAUCUGAUGAAACUCUCUGAUGAACCAUCAACUUAUAACGACCAAUCAUUGCAAUCAGACAUGGAUCUGAUUGUUAUCAAAGUUCUCUUGUAGGCUUUGGUCAGUUUAACAGUGGUACAAUCGAUGGAUUCAUAGCAUCCUUGUCGUUUAAGACUAAUUUGAACGAACUUAAGGAUGAUUAACGUGUCUCUAAUACUUGCUUCAAAUGUGUUAUAUUUGUAUUUGGCCAAAUUGUGUGAAUUGAUUUCUGUGUAAUUGAAUGCACGCAAAAAACCCAACUCCAACUCUAAAAGCAAAGCGAACAAUCACUGAAACAGUUAAAGAAUAACUAGUAUGUAUUGUUCCGAGCAUACAUUGUUUUCAAGAAUUGAAGCAACUCUUAGACUGCAAGUGGAAAAAUUGUCUGAAACUUUCAUGCAUUCAUUUCAAUCUAAUCAUCGUACAAUCUACUCUAAUUUUAACAUCAAACAGUUUGUAUGAAAUUAGAAACAAUCGUCUUAGAUUCUUCAAGAUCAUCCUUUUUUGGUCCAUCGAGACCAACUUUUUCAGAAUUCAAAUAUGAAAGAAAAACAAAUGUAGAAAUUUUUGUUAUUUCCCGAGUUCUGAAAAAUGGAGAGCAUUGCGGUGCGUUUUAUUUAUUUGAGAAGAUUCAAAAUUGGAAUUCUCAAUUUUAUCAUAAUACAGUUUAAAUAAGUACUAAUUGUUUUGGAUUAAUAUAUUAUGCUUUUUCAAAUUGAAUAAUGCAUAUAAAAAUUUGAGUUCAUAAUUUUAAUUUUGCCGUCAAAAGAUGUUGCACAUUACAAAAUGAAAAUCUGUAAUCAUUUCUAAUUUUUAAAUAUCAGAAAAUAUAUAGAAUUACCGAAUAACUCUAUUACUAGAUAUUGCCUAAUAUUGUAUCAAGCAAUUUUUUCAAAAGUAAUUUAAACGUAUGAAAUUGAACCGUGAAAUGCAUUUUUAAUUUACAGAAAUGUUUUUUUUUGUUUUCUCACAAAUUAUUCGCAUUUGCUUAAAACAUUAAAAUCUACAUGAUCCUAGAAGAAGUGUUUUUAAAUUAAAGAAUUUUAAAGUAACUAAAUCUCUUCGCCAUCUUUCAUUUACUGUGAGAUCCAUAAAAUUCUAUUUUUUAUGAAGGUAUAACAAAAAUUCCUGCAUAAAAUGUUCUAUUGUUACGAUUUUAAUUCCAGUUAUCAAAUAAUUUAUUUAAUUGAAUUCUAGUAAUAGAACAAAUUUUAGUCGAACUAAAGAAAACAAUUUAGAGAAACAUUCGUAAUCAAAUGGAUAGAAAUAUCAAAUUUUUUGCCAAUUCUAGAUAAGUUAACAAUUUGAUAAAAGUUACAGUUGCAUCAUUCGACUAUCGUUUUAUUUACUCUAACUCACUUUAUAUAACAUCGCGAUGCGUAUAUUAAUGAUGCAGUGAAAAAUAUGCUCAAAUAUUUCUUUGAACCAUUCAUUCAAGGACUUAAAAUACGAGAUAUUUUACUAAUGAUUCCAAUAUAAAUCGUCAAUACAUUUUUGAAAUAUAUUAUACAUAAAGCCAUUUAAUGCGUUUAAACAAUACUAGGAAAUCUAUAUGUGAUCAGGGCUGUUUAACUGUUAAAAAACAUAAUAUCUUUAACCUCUGUUUCUUAUUAAUCUGUUUAGACAAUAAGAAAAGUCAAUAAUACAACGAAACUAAUAAAUGGAAAAAGAAAUGUCUGCUGAGAUUUAACAUCAAAUCAGAAUGAGUUUUGUGCCAAGCAUAUUCCCUUAUUUUGUUUUCAGUGAGUACAAAAUUGACUUCCCAUAGUAUCUGUCAUCGAAUUUUUUUUAAUGAUUUAGUGAGUGUCUUUUUUUUUUCGAACUUCUUUUAAUCCAAGUUGUUUUGCUAUAAAUUGAGUCUCUAAACGAAAGAAAAAUUAUCCUCUCAUAUCUCAAAUUUUAAAAAAAUUAAAAACGCAAUUUUGUUCACAUUUAUCUUAGCAUUCAUUUUACCAGAGAAUUAAGUAGAAAAAAUGAUGGCAUACUUCCUCAAAUACACAAGGUAAGCUCAAAAAUUAAUAAAUAAAGUGGCACAAAUUAUCAUCAUCAAAAUGAAACAUAAAAUUAGAAAGUCUUUUUGUUCUCAAGUGCGAUAUCCAUGAAAAUAUCAGCAUUAUCUGUUUAAAUCCCUACCAUUAUUUUCCUUGUGGUAAUAUAAUGUCUGUGAAUAUAUAAAAAAGAUAAAUUUAUGAAUACGAAUUUAUUUCUAAGUCAAAGUCAUCAAGAGUAAAGAGAUGACAGUUGCACUAUGACUCGCAGCAAAGCGUUUUUAUUUUCCCCGUCAUCAUUGGUGAAAUAUCCAUUUUGCUAUACAAUAAAAUAUCUACGGAAUUUUAUCAGCUUAUGCAAGAAAGUAAUUUAUACAGAGUGUAUCGAAUUACUCAUGAAUGAUCGUCAAGUGAUAUUGAUCGCGAGAUUCGUAUGGAUGCUAAAUUUUCUCUAUGGAUGAUUUUUGCACAAAAACAUAACUAAAAGGCUACAAACUUGGCAUUUGAAAACAUUUCCAGAGUACACAAACGAUUGUCUAAAACAAAUAUAACAAUCAAAAAGAAAAAGAAAAUAAUUGUAUAAAAGUUUUUCAUACUCUACGCCGAUCAUGUUAGUAAUUAUAUUAUCUGUUCUUUAUUAUUAUUAUGACUUGAAAACUUCUUCGAAAAUGUGCCAAACUUUAACUAAGGGUGCAAACAUAUCUUAACGUUUAUAGCAAAAAUAAAUAUUUCUUUUCCUUCAAACACAGAUGUUUGUAUUAUAUAUUAGUGAAGUUUCCAUAGACUAAUAUUUACUCAGUUAUUCUUAAUUCAAUAAUUUUGAUUUUUCUUACGCAUUGGAGUUAUAUAACCGUUAAAUCAGGAUCUUUUAAAUUCUUAUUUUCAUUAGCACAAGAUAUUGUAAGAUAUUUAUGUGACGUUGUUUAAUAUUCUAGAUAUUGGCCAAUAUCGUAACAAAGUUUUAGUGCAUUUUGUGCCAAUAGUAUUCGCUCAUUUAUGAAUGAAGAAAAUUUUGUAACUCCAUUUUCCAUCCAAAAUAUUUUAUCUCAUCCUCAAAUUUAAAUGAAAUAUAUGGUAAAAUAUAGAAUUUAAUUAUUUCUAUGAGAAAACGCUUAUCUACAAUAAUUAUUUGCUUAUAUUUAAUAAUUUUUUUGAAGAACAAACAGAUGUUCUGAAUCACUCUUGCUUAUAAAUAUCGAGAAUAGAAGAAAGUCAAAGAAGCCCCCAAGUCAAAAUAUUUACGAUUCGAUUAUUCAAAUUCAUUCAUUCAAUCAAUAAUUACAAAUUUAAAGAGUUUUCUUUUAAAAGGAUUCAGAUUAUAGUGUAAAUUUUAUAAAGCUCUUCAAAAUAGAUUCAAAUUUUAUCCUCGCUUGUUCGUUUGAAAUUCAAUUUGUUUUGAUACCUGUACCUUCGUAAACAUUUUUUUUUUCUUCCUUUUUCAAUUUUUUUAAUAAAAUAUACAUAAUAAUAAGGUCAUUGUUGUGAUGUUUCACACUAUAUAAAAUUGAUAUCACAGUAAAUUUUCAAGAAAAAACUUUUUUUUCUAAUAUCAACUUCAUUUAUGUUACUGGUUUUGGAGUCAAAUAAAAUUUCAUGCAUAAGUUAUAUUUUUAAAAAAUUGAAUGCCAUGAAUAGUUAGCUAAAUCAAUAUAUAAACAUUGACUUUAAUUGACUUUUAUGGGGAUAUAAAAGGAUUCUAAAAUGCAAACAAAUAAAAUUCUUAAAAUUGGGAAUUAAUUUUAUAUAUUUCUUGCUUGACGUAAUCGAGGAAAAAAGGAAAUAACCGUAGUAGAAAAAUGCACAUUAUCUUUAAAAAAUCUCUUUUUAAAAGAAAUGAUUUUCUUUUUCAUUACAUGAGUCUCUAAAAUUUUUCUUUUCAUCUAUCGGAUUCAUAUAUAUGCGGUUUUA